Messenger RNA from Xyrauchen texanus (razorback sucker), 5138 nucleotides. RefSeq names its product pyruvate dehydrogenase phosphatase regulatory subunit (gene pdpr). The transcript has 14 exons. Lineage: Eukaryota; Metazoa; Chordata; Actinopteri; Cypriniformes; Catostomidae. Gene Ontology annotation, cellular component: mitochondrion. The coding region runs from base 8 to 1645 and encodes 545 amino acids. Gene Ontology annotation, molecular function: protein binding. The record is from RefSeq and is a predicted model, not a curated record.
AGAGCCAAUGUUGAGCGCUCUUCUGCGGCGGAUGCCCAGUCUGGAAUCAUGUGAGAUCCAGCAGCUGGUGAACUGCCCAGAAUCCUUCACUCCAGACAUGCGCUGUCUGAUGGGAGAGACUCCAGGCGUAUACGGGUACUUUGUGCUGGCGGGCAUGAAUUCAUCGGGCCUGUCCUUCGCAGGGGGGGCCGGCAGAUAUUUGGCUGAGUGGAUUACAUACGGAUACCCCAGUGCUAAUGUAUGGCCAUUAGACAUCAAGCGCUUUGGUAAUCUACAGAGCAGCCGGACUUUCCUGCGCCAUCGAGUUAUGGAGGUCAUGCCACUCCUGUAUGAGCUGAAAGUUCCUCGCUGGGACUUUCAGACAGGUCGACAGCUGCGCACGAGUCCGCUGCACGACCGAUUGGACACUCAGGGGGCGCGCUGGAUGGAGAAACAUGGCUUUGAGCGAGCCAAAUACUUUGUUCCAGCAGGGAAGGAUCUACUGGCUCUGGACCAGAGUAAGACCUUCUAUAAACCCGACUGGUUUGAUAUUGUGGGAGCAGAGGUGAAAUGCUGUAAAGAGGCCGUGUGUGUGAUUGACAUGUCCUCCUUCACCAAGUUUGAGCUCACAUCUGCAGGUGAUCAGGCCUUGCGUCUGCUGCAGCGUUUGUGUGCUAAUGAUCUGGACGUGCCGGUGGGUCACAUCGUCCACACAGGCAUGCUAAAUGAGAGAGGAGGAUAUGAGAAUGACUGCAGUGUGGUGCGACUCAGCAAGAACAGUUUCUUCAUCAUUUCACCCACUGAUCAACAAGUUCAUUGUUGGUCUUGGAUUAAGAAGCACAUGCCCAACGAUCCUCAGCUCAACCUGGAGGAUGUUAGCUGGAAAUACACAGCUCUGAAUCUGAUUGGUCCUCGUGCCAUGGACGUGUUGUCUGAGUUGUCUUAUGUGUCCAUGACUCCAGAACACUUCCCCUCUCUGUUCUGUAAGGAAAUGAGUGUGGGUUAUGCCAAUGGGAUCAGGGUGAUGAGUAUGACACACACAGGAGAGCCAGGCUUCAUGCUCUACAUCCCUAUAGAGUAUGCGCUGCACGUGUAUAAUGAAGUUAUGUCAGUCGGACAGAAGUAUGGGAUCCGGAAUGCGGGCUACUACGCCUUACGGAGUCUGCGUAUUGAGAAGUUUUUUGCAUUCUGGGGGCAGGAUCUGGACUCGUUUACCACUCCACUGGAGUGCGGCCGUGAAUUCCGUGUCAAAUUUGACAAGGACACAGACUUUCUGGGUCGGGAUGCUCUGUUGCGACAGCGCGUCGAGGGAGUGACUCGGCGCUUUAUUAUGUUGAUCCUCGAGGACCACGACACAGAGCUCGACCAUUGGCCCUGGUGGGGUGAACCCAUUUACCGGAACGGCGAGCUGAUCGGUGUCACCUCCAGCAGUGCCUACAGCUACACCCUACAGCGCCACGUGUGUCUAGGCUUUGUCAGCCCGACAGAUUUGGUCGGCGCCCCAGCCGUGGUCACCCCUGAUUUCAUCAACCGUGGCGAAUAUGAGGUGGACAUCGCCGGGCAGAGGUUCCCUGCUAAAGCCAAACUCUACCCAUUCAGCUCGCUGUUUGCACAACAGAAGCGCCGCAAGGACGACAUGGAGCUCAGCAACUUCCAGGGCAAGUGAAGGUGACGAGCCGUAGUCCGCUGAAUCAAAUCUACAAACCAGAGGCACAAGAGCUCCAAUUUCAGAGUUUUGCACAGUCCACUCCAUCGAGUCCUGGAGAUUUGUGUCCAGACCGCCCUUCAGCCAGGCUUACGACGGGAGAGUGAGACGAGAGUGCACCUCUUCUCAGGGAGCCGACUUCAAAUCUCCACAUGUGCACACACUGGCAUUCUCGCAUGCCCAACACCAGAGCUGGGAGGGUUCGGAGCUGGACGACAUGGUGUGCUGCCAGACCCAUUCCUCAGACCCCCGGACGUGUUAUGAGUUGCCUGGGGUGAAGCGCUCAGGAUGCCGAGCCGCCUUCCCCUCACGCUUGCCGCGGGCCUGGGAAGACAGGCUGCCAGUGACGCCACCACCCCUUGCGCCGUGUACCUUCGAGGGGAGCGUGAGUGGCCGAUUGAAUCACCUGGACCUUCCUAUGGACACUACCCUGCCCUUUCACGGAGCUCCAUUCUCUGUUAGAUGGAAAGCCUGGAGUGGGAUGGAGAAGACACUAGGACGGCCUCCCAGCUACAGAAAAGGAGGAGGAGGUGGUCUGGAAAGGUAUCCCCUAUACAUCAAUUCUGACUGUAGGGCCUGGUUGAGGAUGUUGCAUUCUUGGGAAUGGGGGCUCUGGACUCCAUGAUUGGAUAGGAGCGUGGGAGGAGGUGCCGACGGGGUGAUGCUUGGGGGGCAGGAAAAUGUGGCAGAAUGAUCUGUUCCUCUGGCUCGUCAUCAUCUCCCCACCUCUUAGGGCUGCCCUUCAGCCAGGCUCACAACAGGAGUUGGGCGGGAGAGCGAGAAGAGUUGCAUAAUUGUUAAGCCUCAUUUAGCCAGCGGUGAAUGAAGCACACCUGAUGGGAAUAAUGCUUCAUCACUGCACACACUGGCAUCCUCAUAUACCCAGGACCAGAGCUGGGAGGUUUCGGAGCAAGACAAGAUGGUGUGCUGCCAGACCCUUUCCUCGGACCCCCAGACGUGUUAUGAGUCACCAGUGGUGAAGCUCUCACGUUGCUGCCGAUGGGCCGCAGCCGCCUUCCCCUCACCGAUUCACCCAGCUCGUGCCAGGGCCUUCCUUUGGACACUACCCCACCCUUUCACGGAGCCCCGUUCACUGCGAGGAUGCCAGAUUCCCCCUUUAUAAUGAACACUAUUUCCCCUUGGAGAUUUCAUUACCCCUUUUGGACGUUUUAUAAUUUAUUUCCAAUAAAUGCCUCUCUCUUUACGCCUCACCCACUGUGUCUGUUUCUUGCUCACCCUGCCACACGCACAUUAUGAAUACUCCUUAUUGCUAAUUGAUUUCACAUAGUGAUAACCACAAUUGGUUAACAUAUACUGUAAAAGGAGGGGUGUAAACACUGGCAAUUUCUUUCAACAUGGAGCAGGAUAUACAGCAAGGAUUAGGAAGAGCUCAUGGACAAGGGAUCUGUCAGAGAGUUGGGCAUGGGCACUAACAGAGAGGUCAGAGACGUGUGCAUGGGGCCUGUCGAAGGGUUGGUUGUCAGAGAGAUGGAGGUAGAACUAUAUGAAGAUACUAUAUGUCUAUAAUGAAGUUUGGGCCAUCAUCGUAGAUCAUGUGGUGAACUGAGGCCUUACUAUGGCUGCCUGAUUAGUUGAUCCAAAUUUAAAAAGAUCAACUGUCAAUUCUAUCAUACAAACUUUUUGCCAAGAAAACUGGUAAAUCUGGAGGAUAUAUACUAUGCUUUACCAUUACAUUUACAGUAAAUUGUAAUGCAUGUGAAUUCAUAAAACAUGUUACAAUUUUAUUACAAUUUGAUCUGUUGACAGUAUACUCUGUUCUAUGCUUAGAAUUGACAGAAAACCCCAUAGUGGUGGCCGUGGCCAUGUGCUGACCAGCCAGCAGGAAUGGGCAGUAGUGGAAAUGUUGAGGGCCAGAACAAUGACACCUUUGCCAAUGUGGCAUCCAUCAGCCUUCCAACAGUAGCAGACCUUUUGAAGAGGCACCAGGUAUCAAUGAAACACAUUUACCUGGUGCCUUUUGAGAGAAACAAUGACUAGGUAAAACAACUGAGGGCUGAGUAUGUUCAGGUACAGCACUAUAUACUGUAUUACUAUUUGAUGCAUCAUCUACUUCAUAUAUAUAUUGGAACUACACUGUAAAAAUAACUAAACAAAAUAUAUUUGAAUAUAUUUUGAAAUUUAUGAGGAAAUAUAUAUAUAUAUAUAUAUAUAUAUAUAUAUAUAUAUCAAAUAUAUAUAUAUAUAUAUCAAAUAUAUGAGGAAAUGGAGGUGGAAGGUCUAUGAUCCUCUUGAGCGCACCACCCUCCUUCAGGCCAUAGAUGAGGCAUGUGAUGACAUCAGUGUAGACCAAUGUCAAGCUUGGAUUUGCCAUGCCAAAAGGUUUUUCCCAAGGUGCAUGAAAAAUAAUGUCAUUCAUUGUGAUGUGGAUGAGAAUCUAUGGCAAAUGAUCAAGACAGGCUUGAUCUAAAUGAAAGUAAUGUGAGCUAAAUGUUAUGUUUUGUUUUCAUUUAGUUCAUUUGUUUUAUUUAACUGUGUACAUUUGUUUAUAGAGAGUAUACCUAUGUUACAAGUAUAUCUGAAAAGAACAAUUUGCCCAAAUGAUUGUAGAGGAUGUCUUCAUUGAUCACAACUUGAUAACACAUAGGAUAGAUAUUAUGGAAAUUAUAGAGUCUGUAAAUGUUGGGUAAUGUAAGUGUAUUGCCUGAUUUGAAAACUGUGGAAUCUGUCUUUUACAGUACUGUAGCAUAUUACUCUACUUCUAAGGGUGAUUUGAAACAUGUAUCUUGCAUUGUUUGUUAUUGAUUCACUGGUGGUUAAUGACUAAAAUGAAAAGAUAUCAUUAUGUUGUGUUUUGGUGAUUAAACCAUAUGUUCUCAUGGCCUUUCACAAGAAACGUAUAUUUUUAAUCAAUGGUUGUGUAGUGAGAGAUGUUUGCAAUCCAAAUGAAUGCACAAUAGCAAGUUUUGAGUGAAAGACUGGCUGCAUUACAAGUGUGAUGAGUUUGGAGUUAUGUACUAAGAGUUGUGAUGUUUUACCACAUACUUGCGAUUAUAGUACCAAAGCGAUCAACAAAAUCUGUAAAUACGUUGCUGGAGUAUAAUUACAGCAGUGUAUUCAGCUGUGAGAGGAAGUCAGUGUACCAUCUUUAACUAUGUUUAUUUCAUUUCUAUACGUGUGUGUGUGUGUGUGUGUGUGUGUGUGUGUGUGUGUGUGUGUGUGUGUGUGCGCGCAUUUGAAAUAAAGUUGACCUCAAGACCAACCACUUCCAAAAGUAACAUAGAUUUGUGUGUAAGAGAAUAAUUAAUAGAAGACUGACUGUACACAGAUGUCAUGAACAAUGAGAUAACAGACACACUAUUUUAUACUUUGGCAGGCUUAAGGAUGCCUGGGAAAAUGGCUUAAGGGCCAUUCAUAAGAAACACAUUUUGUUUAUAUUUUCUAUAUAAACAUGCAUUAGAGGUCUUUAGCCAUUGUGCUCUGCCCUGCUGUUGCU